CAGCGGCCGUAGCCGACAACGGUGAACUAUUUUAAGCCAAGAGAGGGAGGCUGUAAAUCGGGAGGACCGUGAGUUUGCAGUGUGUUGUGAUUGUUGCCGUAAAGCCAAUAAAGCGUGUUCAGUCGGGUGGAGAGGAUGUCAAGUGAAACUGAAAACAAAGACAGUUACUGGAAUAUUAUACACAAGGAAGUGCAUAACUCAGUUUGGUAUGUGGUGUGUGCCAGUAUAAAAGUGCCAGUGCGGGAGGUUUGUCCACAUACCAUCUGACAACAUGAAGGUCCUGCUUCUCACUUUGCUGCUCCUGCUGUGCAGCACUCAAGUGCUCACACUCAGAUGCUACACCUGUGAAGGUGACGACCGCUGUAAGACGGAGACAGAUUGCCCGCCAUCAGCUCAGUACUGCCAGACCAAGAUCAACGGUGACGAACUUUCUCGAACUUGUGAGGAAUUCUGUGCCGAAGACUAUUCCACAAAAUGCUGCAAAAGCAACCUUUGCUGAGCCUGAGUCAUCCCUCAGCGUUCACUUUCACUUUCUGAUUAAUGAAAAUAGUAAAUGAAAAAGUAAUUACUUAAAUCUAAAUCUGAUGGAAGAUGAUUUGUUAGAUUAUAAGAUUUUAAUGUGAUUUUCCUGUCUUUGAUUUAUUUUAUUUUCAAUGAAAUCUACAAAUGUUGAAUUAUUUAGUCUCAUCUCAUCUUCUGAAACUGCGCAACACACUGGUAGUAGCAGCUAUGUUUUGAACUAGUACUGGUGCCGAGGAAACCACACACACACACACACACAC
Molecule: messenger RNA, 782 nt
Organism: Perca flavescens (yellow perch)
Lineage: Eukaryota; Metazoa; Chordata; Actinopteri; Perciformes; Percidae
Gene: ly6d
Product: lymphocyte antigen 6 family member D
Exons: 4
Coding region: 272-499 (75 amino acids)
Source: RefSeq, a predicted model, not a curated record